AUGGAUGGUGUUACUGACGACGGCGGUGUCGUUAGUAACACCGGCGAUGAUGGUGUGGAGGUGGUAAUUGAUGGAGGCGGUGUAGGCGGAGAUGAGUUCGAAGAGUCGUGCGACGGUGCUGCUUUAAGGGAGUUGAUGAAAGGGGUUGUGGUUGGUGAAGAGUCUUAUAAGACUCCCAAGAAAGGCUUUAGUAGUGUUGCAAUAUCUGUUGAGAUAGAGGAGUAUGUUGAAGUAGAAGUUGGUCUUCCUCCUCCUUCAAUUGGGAUGGUCUUCCAGUCAUGGCAGAAACUUGAUGAAUAUUUUAGGGAAUAUGGGAAGCAAAAUGGAUUUGGGGUAGUUCGUACAAGUGCUUGUAAAGUAGGGAAAGGUGCUAACGCAAAAAUGAGAAGGAAUUGUUUGUGGACGUGUGAGUGCUUUGGGUUGCCUAAUAGGAAGCGGAGGAAGGUGGAGGAUAAGUUAGUGACUGAUGCUCAGAUUGUUGAGGAUGAAGUGGUCGGUGUGAAGAGGAGGAGUAAGAAAGUUCAAUGUCCUGUGAAUGUGUAUGCAAAUGUUAAUGAACGUGGUGAAUGGGUUGUUCAAAGGGCACAUAUGAAGCAUGUUGGACACACCCCCACUCCAGGGAAGGCUAAGAAUAUAAGUAGGUUGAGGAAAAAGUUUUUGGUUGAGAAUCCUCAUGUUGUCAGGCAGCUUUUCAAUGAAAGGAGAUGCGGGGUUCCCGUGGCAAAAAUCUAUAACAAAAUGGCCAGGGAGCGUAAUGGGUUGGAGAACAUGCCCUUUGCCCAGAAAGAUCUACAUGAAGAAGUGGCAAAGCAGAAGAAAAAAAUAUUUGAAGAAAGUGAUGCUAAAGCAAUGUUUACCUAUUUCCAAAGUAUGGUUGAAGAUAACCCAAAUUUUUUUAACACUUAUCGAGUGGUUGAAGAGGGUAGGUUGAAGGAUGUACUUUGGGUAGAUGUAAGGUGUCGCAUGGCAUACGAGGAGUUUGGCGAUGUAGUUUGUUUUGAAUCCACCUACUUGACUAACGAGUACAAGUUACCAUUUUGCAACUUUGUGGGAGUUAACCAUCAUGGCCAAACCAUUCUUUUCGGAUGCGCGCUUGUCAGUAGAGAUACCGCUGAGACUUUUGAGUGGGUGUUUAGCAAUUGGUUGCGUUGUAUGGAGAACAAAACCCCUGUUGCAAUACUUACAGACCAGGACCCUUCCAUGAGGAAAGCGCUUAAGACUACAAUGAAAGGACUACACACAGAUGGUGUUGAUAUUGAGUGGGUUUUAUCUGGUAUGAGUGGCUUUUAUCUGAUACCUGCUUUCGUGAAGCAUCUGUUUUGGGCCGGCAUGAAAACAACCCAAAGGGUUGAGAGUAUACAUAGUUUCUUCGAUGGUUAUUUGAGCAGGCAUACAUUGCUUAGUGAAUUUGUGGAGAGAUAUUGUGAAGCUCUGGAGGUUAGAGCUAUUAGUGAGAAAAGAGCCGAUGACAACAAUUCCAGAUUUGUUAGGCAACCCAUGACAGCCUUUCCAGCUGAGUCUGUGUUUCGCAAAAUUUAA
Molecule: messenger RNA, 1539 nt
Organism: Chenopodium quinoa (quinoa)
Lineage: Eukaryota; Viridiplantae; Streptophyta; Magnoliopsida; Caryophyllales; Amaranthaceae
Product: protein FAR-RED IMPAIRED RESPONSE 1-like
Exons: 5
Coding region: 1-1539 (512 amino acids)
Biological process (GO): regulation of DNA-templated transcription
Source: RefSeq, a predicted model, not a curated record